GUUAUAUUCAGCUUAAAAUGGCUGAGAGAAAAACUUGAAGGGAUUUUUUGUUAAGACAGAUGGAGCAACAAGCGGAACAAGUGUUGUCUCUACGUUUGUCCCGUGUUUUGGACGACAUCGGGGUGAAUAGGUACAUGAUCGCCAGGAGGAGGAGGACGUGGCUGAUGAUGGAGACAAGCAAUACAAUCAGUGAUUCAUUAGAAGGUACAAACAUUAAAAUAUAUCAGUUUGGCAGCCAGAGUGAGGGAACUACAACACUUGGUAUGCAAUCAGACAUUGAUACAUUGCUCUGCAUUGAUUUUCCCGUCAUAUUGGACUGGGAUGAGUGGCAGCAGGGAAAGCAUCAACUCCUUGUUGUCAAGACAGACCAGUUCCCACCCCAGCACUGUUGGCUUCAAUGGCUGUUACCUGACAUUCCAUUACCAAGGACACAUGUCAUACUUCCCAGUGAGGUGAUAGACAAUGAAGGCAGAGUGCUGUAUACAAACUCUCAGAUGGAAUUACAUGACAUUAUCAGAGAAUGUAGCUCAUCAGGUGAACUAGUGCAACAUGGACCAUCUAAAAGCUAUGAUGAAAAUGAUCAUGUUAUUGCCCAUCACUGUUGCAGUCUCCCAAAUGAUUGUCAGUUCCUGUUCCACAGACCCCGGCCUGGACACUGGCCCAGACCUGACACACUGGCCAGGGCCAGACAAACUGGAGUGUUUCUGGUGCCACAGGGAUAUUCAGAGUGUCCUUCAAGACCAACCAGAUGUCGCUCUACUGCACUUCAUGUCACCCCAAAUAACCCAUAUUAUCCACAGUCAAACUGGGAAUGGAGGUUUUCUACAUCAAUGAUGGAAAGAUUACUGAUGUUUGACAUGAACACUGUGCAGUACAAGACAUAUGUAUUCAUUAAAAUAUUAAGAAAAACUUUCUUAAAGCCUGUUGUUGGAGACCGUCUCAGUACAUUUCACAUGAAGACUGCAAUGCUGUUCACAAUAGAGACAUAUCCACCAGAGAUAUGGAGAGAAGAAAACCUUGUACAGUGUGUGAUCUACUGUCUGACCACACUUCGCAGGUGGCUGAAGUUGAAACACUGCCCACACUACACUAUAGCUAGAGUGAAUCUUUUAACAGGGAAACUAUUCAAACAUGAACUCCCAAUAUUGUCUGCAAUGCUUUCCUCCUUAAUGGAAUCCAAUAUGCCCUACAUUCCACAGAUAGACAUGGAUUUACUUGGAGACAAGAUGCUGGGUAUAAGCAGAAGCAUUGUUUGUGAAAGUUACGAAAGGAAGAAAAACAAUCAACUGAUCCUAACAAAUCUGAAUAAAGAAUACAAUGAUUCAAUAGUAGCAGAUCAUGAAGAUGUCAUAACUGACUUUUCUAUGUGCACUUGGGAUGAGAUCAAUGCACUCAUUAUAGAACAUCUUCACACUUUACAACAAAUAUCCCAAAAUGGGACAGACUUGGAACAAGAAUCAGCUACAGUGAUCAUGCCUCUGUUGUAUAGUUCAUUUGCUUCCCUCAUAGCCUCAAUGUGUAUUCACAUAGGCCAAUCAAUAACACAGGACAUUCUCCACCUGUACCACCUGUCCUUUGACUCUGAUCUUCUUUCCAGUAGACUUAAGUUUGCCUCCAUGUUGUACUGCAAUGGGCAGUAUGAUGCAGCAGCAAACUGCCUGGUCUACUGUGAGGGACUGCUGGGACCAGAAGUGUGGCAAUCAUGCAAUUGUAUUGGAAGACUUCAAAUCAAACCAAGCAGUAAGUUCCUAGACAAGACUGAACAUUCAUCAAAUAAAGACAUGCUACAGAAGUUUACUGCCAUAUGUGUAUAUUUCAUGCCUCAAGAAAUGUGCUGUGUACCAGAACACCUGGUGUAUGAAAUGUUCAGAACUGUAGGAGAUGAAGACAGACAAAAGAGACACCCAGCACAUCAUUAUAAGUGGAUGGAUCAAGUCGUGAUUGACUGUAUCCCUUUCCUCUACUAUCUGCAGUACCUCACAUACAGGCAACUGCACAUGCAUCAUAGGAAACAUGCUGCCCAAAAAAAAGCUUAGCCACUAUACAUUAAGGGACAGUCAUGGACAUGGUCACAUAGACACAGCUUUAAACAUGCUGGGCAACUACUAUGAACUUGAAAACAGACUGGAUGUUGCAUGGAAAUGCUACUCCAAAUCUUUAGAAAUCUACCCCAGAAAUAAUGCAGCCAAUUGGCAUGUGGCAAGAAUACUGCAUCAGCUAGUUAACAGCUAAAUACUGCCGUAAAUAAAAUUGAAGUAUUCAAGUAUUGGUGAUAUCCUCACCAAUGAGCAUGUGCAACAUAUAAAAUUGAAAAAAAUAUAAUGAGACUUACUUUGUUUUGAUCAUAAGUGCUCUGGGAAUGUGGACCUUCCCUUGAAUCAUCUUGAACAGUCGCUCCAAGUGCUGAAACAAGAGGCAUAAACAACUGUCUGAGCAUAAAGAGAAAAGAGAACUUCCUUGAAUCAAUUUUAAUACUACAAAUGUAAUCAAGAAUUAUAAACUGUACAAAAUAUUAUUAAGAAUGGUUUUUUUAACUGUUUAUGUAUAUUUUCUAGCUAUGAUGGAAAUAUUGUCAAUGAAUUUUCACUGUAAUACUUACAUCACAAUGAAUAUAUCAAUGAUAAUGAAUUGUAAUACAAUUUGUUGAUAAACUGUAUUACCAUAAAAACUGUAUUACCAUAAACGACUGUGUAUAGCACGCAUCCAUAAAAGCAGGCAAAUAAUACAUAAAGAACUGGAAAAAAGACCUAAAUUGUCUACACUAAAAUUAUCUUAUAUCAUAAAUUAAAAAAUCCAUAAUGUUUGCUUACAAUGCCAAUUUUAAUUAUAACAAGAGCUGUCACAGAGACAGCGUGCUUGACUAUUUUGCCGCUUUUCAGUGUAAGGAUUGGCGAAAUAGCAUGUAAUACAUUAAAGGAUUAUAGCUUGUAUAUAAUGAUAUUCUAAGUCCAAUAAUAAAGGGCCAUUAUUUGCAAAAUACAAAUAUCUAACUUGGUUAUUCAAGUAGGUUGGGUGGUUGAGAACCAUUGUAUAAAGUCUCUAGCAAUACAUCAAGUAGUUGCUGAGAUACUAACAUACGUGUGUUUACAUGCCAAACCUUAAUCAGAUUUUCUAUGUUGAAUAAUGAAGAGCAAUUAUUUGCAUUAAAUGCAAACUAGAGUUAUUUUACUUGGUUUUUGAAGUAGGUUGGGUGGUUGAAUAGCAUUGUAUAAAGUGUCAACGCAAUACAUGAAGUAGUUGCUGAGAUAUUAACCUAUGUGUGCUAACAUGCAAGACCUUAACCAGAAUUUCUAAGUCGCAUAAAAAAGGGGCAAAAAUUAUAUAAUAUGCAAGAUUAUAAGUAUCUUCCAUGGCCGAGAGUGUAAGAUAGGUUCAUUCCGACCCGAGCGUAGGGUGUUUUGCUGAAACGAGGUUUACCUAUCUUACACCAGCGGCUAUGGUAGAUGAUUUUUCUCCCACCUGAUUUUUUGCUGGAACUCUUUUGUGGAACUCUUUUGUGAUUAGUGAAAAAAAAUUGCGUACGGAUAUGCAAUAAUUCGUGGUUGUCAUGGAUAUUUGCGCAGUGAUUCACAGUAUGUAAAUGGUUUGAUCGGUCUUUAAAUAUGCAUGUUUAUUUAUCAUUUAAAUACAAUAUGGUCAAAAAUCAAAAACCAUAAUUAAGACACAGCCAUUUUUUUCUCAGGAAUUCUCUAGGAAAAAAGUGAGUCCUAUACACAGUCAACCUGGUACAAUUCAGAAAAUAAAAUUUCCUGUUUUGGGGUUAUAGUGCCUUUCACAUGUACUUCUUUAUCUAAGCCUUUAUGAACAAAAAAGACUGGUUAGUGCUUAAAUUAAAUCUGAACCAAACCUAGACACAUAAAACCUUAUUGUCAUACUUACUGAAGGAUUUUCAUCA
Molecule: messenger RNA, 3895 nt
Organism: Mya arenaria
Lineage: Eukaryota; Metazoa; Mollusca; Bivalvia; Myida; Myidae
Exons: 2
Coding region: 60-2036 (658 amino acids)
Source: RefSeq, a predicted model, not a curated record